Messenger RNA from Paramuricea clavata, 11914 nucleotides. Lineage: Eukaryota; Metazoa; Cnidaria; Anthozoa; Malacalcyonacea; Plexauridae. The record is from the annotation of a GenBank genome assembly.
CGGCAUUCGAAGUGAGAUCUUAAGCUUGAAAGCGUCAAGAGAAAAUUGUUGGACUGUUCUGCUUAAGAUGGAUUUUGGACCACAGUUAGGCGUCCUUCUGUUGUGCAUCAGUGCUGCAUUUCUGAGAGCAAAUGGUAAGGAUUUUUAGUUUCAUAACUUCUAACUAAAGCGGUUGUAUUUGUAUUAGAAGCAUAUGUGAUUUUGUGUGAAAUUCAAUUUAUUUGAUUUUCAACCCGAAGGGGAUAAAGCCUAAAAGCUAGGGUUUUAUAAUGAAAUUGACUUUUAAAACAAUAAAAAACAUUCUUUUCGGUGACUGGAAUUUAUAUUGUACGCAAAUGCGCACAAAUGCUAUACAAGGCACAUUGAAUUAUUAUUGAAUUAUUAUUAAUUAUUACAAUAAUAAUAUUAAUAAUAUUACAUUGAAUUAUUAUUGCACAUCAUAUUAUUAGCACUGAAUGUGAUGAAGAUCCGGGCUUACGGAUCGAAAGCUUUGCAGUAAUAAAUUUACGUGGUGUUUCCACAAACAAAACUAUAAUAUGUUUUAUCGCCAUGCAAACAUACAAAGAACUUAUUUAAGGCACAUUGAGUUGAAGAAUUAAGGCAAUUUCGAGCUAUAUUGUCGCAUAUGCGUGCACGCACAUUUUCGAACCAGUGUUUGUGGCAGUUGUUGGUAUUUACCACAGCACAGUAAACUGAAUUUGGGCGUGUUAUGUAACCAUUGUCUCGAAGCGCCUCCGGUUCACACGUGACCCAAUGAAACCGUGCUAAAAUUUGCAUAAUUUGCGCGUGAACUCCCAGACACACCGCACGCGAUUCGGCAACGCGACACGAUUUUUCAGUUUUUGAAAGCUAAUAAAACCGUCCAUGAAAGGAAAUUUUAAAAGAUAUGUAGACCAAAUAACUCUAUAGAUAUGUAACCCAAAUAACUAUUAAUGUUAUAGCGCUUCUAAAUAUUUGAAAAACUUAAACCAGGAUCAAAGUUUUCGGUCAGUGAAAAUCAAAAAAUUGUGCUGCGUUGUUGUGGGCCAUGGCCCGCGACGCAUGAAACCGUACUGCAAAUUGUUCACACGGGAAUUGCCGCACGGUAAUUCUUCCGGUCUCGUGUGUAGUAAAGUUUACUCUCGGCUUACGUAUCACCUAAUACGCAUAGGCUACGGUAUUCCAACCACAAUCGGCUAUAUCAACAUAUUCUGAAGUACCUUAAGUAUUUGAUUCAUCGAGCAAGUUCUCGAUAGUUGGAAAACAAUCUCGAACUAUCGACUGCAAAGAGUUCGGAACUUAUGAACUUUAUCAAAGUCUGUCAAGAUAUGAUGGACAGGAAGCCAGGCAAAAUAGAAGUCCUUUGUUUGAUGUUGAACUGUAUCUCACCAUGUACAAAUCCUUUGUCUCAACUUCAUUAAAUAUUAUUCAUCAUCGUUGCACGUUUCAUCUCCGAGCUAUCCCUAUUGGACGGUUACUUCACUAAGCCCGAGUCCAGCAUUGGACGAUGUUCCACAAUAUUGGAUAAAAAUUUCCAGAUCAUAUCUUGAUAGACUAUGACUUUAUUUAUGCAGGAGAAAAUCAUAUAUGUGUGAUAGUAAGCAGUGUUUUCACAUGUGACUGAGAUGAAAAACUGCGUUGCAAAAAUGGAACUCUGGUCAAGGAUGGAAAGGCACAUUGUACUACUACCAUACACUUGGGAUGGAUAGAAUGGCCAGAUUGUGGGGUCUACACUUCGUGUUUGUUAGGCCAGAUUGUGAGGUCUACACUUCGCGUUGAAUGGUCAGAUUGUGGGGUCUACACUUCGCGUUGACUUUGGCCCGUUCUAAGCCCAAACUUUCCAUGGGAGUCGUGAGCUAGACCGCUGCACCUGCACUAUGGCUACAUUUUUGUUCCACCUCCCCCACUAUUUCCACCAAAAUCCGGCCUUGAUGGACAGGGAUUCAAACAACCUGAAAAAUACAAGGAGAACUUGGACCUCUUGAGCGAAGGUCUUUCGUCGGGAAGUUAGAAACGUCGAAGUUCGCUCGAAACGUCGAAGUUUCCUUGUAUUUUUCAGGUAGUUGUAUCCCUAUCAAUCCAAAGCUUUCUUAUUUAUUGCCACUACCUACACUUGCACAGAUUGUUCAGACCACAGUUAUUUUAAUAGAUGGUUUGGAGACUCGAUGAAGUACAAUAUAAUUAAUAUAGUUAAUGGUAACUAUUUGUCCAGCUUUAUGCAAGAAUUUGAUCCUAUCUCGUCACGUGUGUAUUGUAUUUUCGCACAAAUAACCAAUAACAAGUUUGUGGUUGAGUUAUCCAUCCGUAAAUUGAACAAAUGCUCAAUUUAAACAUUGCUAUUGGUCGUGUGGGGAAAAUACAGUACACACGUGACGAGAUAGGACCAAAUUACUGAUUGCAUAAACCGAAACCAACAUAGUUAAUGAGUUAUAUUGUACUUUCAUCGAGUCUCGAUCCAAACCAUGUAUUCUAUUAACUGUGUUCAGACCAUACAGGAAGUUAUUGCAAGGUGGAACCGCGCAAAUUAACAUGUAAUAAACAUAUAGUGCGCUAAUUGCUACGAAGCUACUUGAACACAGCCUAAUUGCAACUAUCUCAAAACAACAUAUGUCAAGACCAUUAUUACCUGGGUAAUUAUCUGUCACGUCUAAUAUUGUGUAACAGUUUGGUUUUUCAAAAAGCGUGUCAGCAUAUUUAUAGCAGUUAUGUAAUCGGAAAUUUAAUAAAACGACUCGCGCCAAUAUCACAGUAUAUUAUCAUUGGAUAAUCAUAGUUGAAAGGUCAACACAUCUUGUGGAAAGAUUUAUGUCGUAUUAAUGUAAUCACUUCAUUUAUGGCCCAUCCAUCCAUUCGCUUAUCAAAGCAAUUCAAAUAGUUUUCAUUUAAACAUAUGCCAUCGUUUCAUGCACUGACAUUGUAUGUUGCAACAAUGAUUUAUAAUUUUUUAUCAAAGCCAAUGAUGAGUCAUUUCAUUUGUCGAACGAGUGCCCGUUGGUCUUUUUGGCUUUAUCAUCACACACCAUUAAAAAAAAACAUAAAAAAUACGACUGGAGGGAAACUAUCCUAAAUUAAAAAAUAAUUUCUGUGAUCACAGUAGGAAUUUUGCAUGGGUUAAGUUUUGAAGGAUUUGUAAGAAAUGUUUGAGGGAUCUGACUUAGUGUUAAAUUGUGACUCAACUCCCUCAAACAUUUCUUACAAAUCCUUCAAAACUUAGAAUUUACCCAUGCAAAAUUCCUACUGUGAUCACAGAAACUUUGAUAGUGUAAACCUACCUGCCUUAAUAGGACAUGCUCUUGACUUCAACAUGGCAUUUCUGCGCAAAUAAGUUAAUUGAACACUGGGGAGCUAGUCAGAGACUGUUACCAAUGACCCAUCCGGAAUUCUAAGGAUGUUGAGUUCAGAUUAAUGAGGAUCAAAUAUCGUCCAUUAGGAGUCUUAUAUAUGUCUUCUGAGGCUUGACUAAGGGCCAAGAAUUAUUGGAAUUAAUAUCAAGUAUUUAACAAUUGGUUAUCCAAUUACCUAUCAAGCCGAUGUAACGAGAGUAAUUUUAAUCUAAUUAAGUCUUCUGUCUAUAGUAUAAUCACAAUGUUUAGCAGCUAAUGCUGACAGGAUCGUCCAUCUAUUAGGUAGUCCAACCCAUCAAUCCCACAUUCCCUGUGGAGGAAACGGGAGUACGGAAAGAAACCCUGCGACUUUCAAGUUUUGAUAAAGCGCGGUGCAUGAAUCAAACUAUACUUUCUCAGAGAUGAAAAUCUCUUGCUCUAAAAUCUGUCUCACAGACUUAAUACGCAUUUGAUUGGUUAAUCGGGUAGAUUAAAUGCGUCUGAUCGGUCAAUGGUAACGGAAUUCAAAAUCUGAACAUGACUAUUUUACAGUAUUUAGCAUUAUUUAUUUUAUCUUUUAAAACUGUUUUAAUGGCUUUGUUAAAAGUUAUAUGUUGGGCUCUCAUAUUUAUUAUACGAAUUCGUUUUCCGCCUGGCAAAUCUCUGGCAACGAUAUAGUAUUUAGCAGUUAUUUCAAAUAUUUUCAUUACAAAAAUUUCGUACGUAACCUACCAGCUAUAGUCGUAUUUUGCAUCUUUUCUCUCUCUAUCUAAAAAGAUAAAUAUAGUGUUAAACACCAAUUAAAUCAGUUUCCUCAAACAUUUCUUACAAAUCCUUCAAAACUUACAAUUUACCCAUGCAAAAUUUCAGUGCAAACGAGCCUUAAAAAAAUUUGGGUGACUAAUUCGUAGUGCUUAAGUAAUAAACUCUCUAUUUUUUAGAAAUCGACUUUUUGAAAGACGUACCGCAGGACCCAAGUAAAGGACUGCAGAAAAACAACGGGGAGAUGGUUUAUUGCUAUCAGAGGAAAAAUGGCAGAACGAAUGGCCAACUUCGGACGACAAGUCACGUCAAAGAUCAUUUUGUGGGAGAGAUGAUACAUGGGAGCUUUAGUACCACUGCACAAAUAAAGUUAAAGGAACUGAGAGGUAUAGAAAGGCUUGUGCGAAGUUUCAAAAUAAACUAUAUUUAUUAUAAUGGAUAGUUCUAGCAGUUCUAAACUGCUCUUGCUAGAGGUCUAGCGAGGGUCAUCUGUUAUUGAUCAUGCAGUGUUACUACAGAAGGAAACCUAACUAUGACUAAAUUAAUUUUAUUCAUACUGGAAAGAUCUAACUAUCGGUUAUUGAUCCAGUGUUACUACAGGAGAAAACCUAAACUAAACGAACUUUAUUUAUACUGUAUAGCUCUAACAGUUCUAAACUGUUAUCCCUAAAGAUCCAAUAAAAAUCAUCGGUUAUUGAUCCAGUGUUACUAUAGAGGAAACCUAAACUAUUAGGCCAAUGAAAAUUGAUAUCAUGUUUCUCGUCCACAAUUUUCAAAAAUUUGGAACGAGAUUUUUUCAUUUUUCAUUAUUUUUUGUAUUUGAAUUCUGCUUGUCAAUAAUUUCCUUGACCCAGUAAAAAACCCCAUAAAAAUCUGAAGUAUUAAAAAUUGGUGUAUAAUUCAUUUUAAUUUAAUACGUCCUACACUACAGUCUACAGACUACAGUAUAUUUCUACACAUACCAGGGCUGACAUGAAAAAUAGAGGCAUUCUGGCGAGUAAUAUCUUUAGAAAAAUACAAUUUGAGUUGCGCUUGCGGAAUGCAGCAAUAAGAUUUUGAUCUGGAGAUGAAUUUGGUGUUUUGUUAAGCCUAUUUUUCAAAAAUAAUGAAUAAUGAAAAAUUUUCGUGCGGCAGAUAAAUCCCAUGCGGGCGGGGACGAGAAGCAUGAUAUCAAUUUUCAUUGGCCUAAACUAACUUUAUUUAUACUGGAUAGCUCUGUUAGUUCUAAACUGUUCUUCCUAGAGGUCUAGUAAGGAUCAUCUCUUAUUGAUCCAGUGUUACUGGCUACAGGAGGAAAGACUACUAAACUAACUUUAUUAUACUGGAUAGCUCUAUAUCCGUUCUAAACUACUCUCUCUGGAAAUCCAAAGGGAGACCCUCGUAAUUGGUCAAGUGUUACUACUGAUAUACUACAGAAGGAAACCUAAAGUAAACAACUAAUGCCAACCAUCAUCACCCCACAAACCAAACUGUAAAACUUAACCCAAGCAUUUGCUCUAGGCACCGCCCAGUUUGUUCUGUUCUCGGUACAAAGAACAACGGAUAGAAAGAAACUGUUUAUCUGGUGGCUCAACGCAGUAAGAAAACAGGUCGGCAUUACAUAUACAGGAAGCCAAGGACGAACGUCACUUUUGUAUUUCUCCAAAGUGCCGUUCGGAGUGACAACCUGGUUUCAACUGACGCUUAAAUUUCGCGGUUUCAACAGAAAUAGACCAAUGGUGAGCCUGUACGUGAACGACAUGAAGGUGGAAGAGAAGACUUUGAGCAGGAACUUUAGAAAUGCGAUCGUGGGGACAAAUAGAAAUAACAUUGUGAUUUCGCUGGCUGACAUGUGGGGUCUAACUACCACUUCAUCAAUGCCUAAGGUUUGUUGAUUAUGACAUAGACGUGCGGGAGGGAAAAAAUUAGGGUGGCAGAAAGAAAUUUGCCCGACUUUUUAACAUUUUGCCCGACUUAUCAAAAACAUUUUUCCAUGCUAAACUUCCAAAAUUCUCGUCGAUGGGCGGGGGAGUGGUUGGGAAUAUUUGUUAUCUUAUAGUUAUAUAUUUCUUGCUGUAAAAAUUAUUUCCCCCAUCUUGAACAAAAUUGAAUAGAAUCUUAAAGACCUCAUUAAUAAUUCAUGAAGAAAACACAAAAGAAAUCAUGAGCGUGAAGGAGUUUGUAUAUCUGAUACAGAAUCAUACUGAUUUACAUAAACUUUAAGUUGAAUUUUCUCACCAAAUUGAAAUAUUAUUCAUUUAUUGUAAAUUGUUGAAGAAUACAAAUGUUUUCAUCGAGACGUUUCACAAGCUAUAUAAAGCAUUCGCGUCUGUGUUGUAUCAGACAUACAACCUCUCGCGCCUUCGGCACGAGUUUGUAUAUCUGAUAUAACACAGUCGCUCAUGCUUUAUCUAUGACAUAAUAAUAGCAUAUUUCUCUCUAGAUUUGUAUGAGAAGACUGAGAGUGUUUACAGAUACAGAUGUUGAAGAUGUUGUAAACCAAUGCCCUCAACCAGGUAUUUCACUUUGCCGGUAUAGACUAAAGGCUAGUUUCCACUCAGGAAAAUUAUCCAUGGAUUGGACGGACAAGACAAUUUUUCUUUGUGUUAAAGUCGUUAGUUCCAACCCAGAGAUCACAAGACAAAGAAAAACUUUCUUGUCCGUUCCAAUCCACGGAUAAUUUUCCUGAGUGGAAACUAGCCUCAAAGGCCCAUUUCCACUCCGGAAAAUUUUCCGAAAAAAAAAACACAUUUGUACAAUAUGAUUGGCUGACACAAAUUUUGCGUCGGAAAAAGAAUUUGAAGUUGAAAGUUUUCAAGUUUUAACAAUGAUAUUUUCGGAAACUUUUAUGUCCGUGGACAUAUUUCUUGAGUGGACAUGGGCCUUACUCUCAGACUCUGAAGAUUGUCGGAAUCAUUCACAGCACGCACUGAGUAAUAUGCAUGGUAUUCGUGGCACGACGAAAGGAUUUUGCCCAAGUAUGGAUUAAAAAUUUAACCAACUUCACUUUUUUUCAAUUUCACUUGAUGUGUUAUAGACAAUUCAAGUCUCGUCUAGGAAAUGAUUUUUAUGACAAUUUCCAUGUGUUCCACUAAAUCUUUCAUCAACUUCUUCUAUUACAGCUAGUAUGACCGAACAGGAAUUACAACACUUGGAACAACGUAUAGCUGUUAGGGUGACUGCAACCUGCGAUCAGGCGAUAAGUAAGGUAGGUUGAAAUCCCGAGGCUUUCCACCCGCAUUAAGGAAGGGAAAAUAUGGCCUGAGAUACUCUAGGAUAGUUUUUAAAAUAAUAUGUGAUUCUACAAAUUAGUAGCUCUAUCAGUUGUAAAUUGUUCUCCAGAGGUUUAGUAGAAUAAUAUCUUACUGGUCCGGUGUUUUAACAGAAGAAAAACAGGGAAAAAAGUGUCUCAUGAGAUUGAAGAAAAAAAUGAUAUCUCAGACAGCUACAUACUGCGUCUGUAGGAAUAACUGUAGUCGUGUCGCCGAUAUCUCACGACAGUACCAGGCCAUACAUCCCCAACGUGUUAUUUUCAAUACUAUUUAUAAAUAAAGUCUAACGAAUUUCCCUUCUUCUGCUGAACAACAAUGCCGUUUAUCAACUGUCUAAUAUUUUCAUCUUUCUUUAAUCCCAUAGAUGAUGCAACAAAUGCAGUUAAUGCUAAACACAUGUGGCGUAUGUAAAAGACAUCCAAACCUGUUCACCAGACCUCCUCCCAACUUGUUCACCAGACCUCCUCCCAAUGGGACAGGACCUAUAAUUGGCAACCCUGUAGAAACCAAGCCUAAGGAAGCAUUAAAGUCACUAGUAGCAAAUCCUUGCCCCCCUGGAUUGAACGCUUGUCACCCGAGGGGAACAUGCACUCCUAAUAUAAUGUCUCCAGGAAACUUUUGUAAGGUAUGGAAACUACUGGACAUGAAUCAUAACACUUUCCUUUGCAGUAUUGCUCAUUUUAGGACCUAACUAACACCACCAUGACUAUCAUUACCAUCAGCAACCAGCAACAUUCAUCUUUACCAUCACAAUUAAUACCAUCAUCAAAACCAUCACCACAAUAAUCACCAACACUAUUGUUACCAUCGUUAUCACCACUACCACCAUUCCCAUCACACUAUGGUGAACCACCAUCCUCCAUCCCACCAUGACCAUCACCACCAUCUUCAUCACCAUCACUAUCAAAAUCACGAUCACCAGUAUUACCAUCAUCACCACCACUACCACCAACAGUGCAUCACUAUCAUCUUCACCAUCACCAUCACCAUUAUGACCAUAACUACUGUCGCUAUCACCACCAUAAUCAUCAUUAUCACCAUCGUCACCAGCACCGGCCACUACCAUCAUCACCACUGACACCUUCACCCACGAUCUUGUUUUCCACAGUGUAACCAUGGUUUUGCGGGCAAUGGCUAUUCCUGUGGUAAAGAUUCAGAUAUGGAUGGUUUCCCUGAUGAAGAUCUUCCCAACUGUAAAGAGAAAUACUGCAGAAAGGUAACUUUAAAAGCAUAAAGAUAAACUUUGGGACAACCGCAAUAUAGUCUAACAUCGUGAUUCACUUAGGACAACUGCAUUGACAAACCAAACAGUGGACAAGAAAAUGUUGAUGGAGAUGAACUUGGCAACGCAUGCGACGAAGACCAAGACAAUGAUGGAAUUUUGAACAAGAAGGUAAGUAUUUAUUAUUAAUGAGUCGACAAGAAUCACAAGACUUGACGAGAGUGCAUAAGCGUUCAAACGCGAGGAAGAGUUGCAACUCUUAUCACUGCUCUCAUCUUCGUUUGGCCGAGGAUUUAGCAAAAACCUUACGUCCUAGACCUACAUUAGUGGCAAGAUUAACUCAGAGGUAACAGACACAGCACGAUUAAUGGAAACUGCUAGGCUUCCCAUAGUGAAUGAAGCCCGUUAUUAUUUCUGCUUUCAGGAUAACUGUGCACUCCACUACAACCCAAGUCAGCAAGAUACAGACGGAGACAGGAUUGGUGAUGCGUGUGAUAAUUGUUUGAGAACUCGUAAUCGAGACCAGAAAGAUACGAAUAACAAUGGCACAGGAGAUGCUUGCAGCAGAGAUAUUGAUGGCGAUGGUAAGUAGAGGAACACUUGGAUUGAUAGGGAUGCAAUUACCUGAGGAAAUAGAAACAGAACAAGGCAGAAACAGAACGGGAGGAACAGUUUAAAACGAUGUAACACUGGACGUCCUUUUUUCCAGAUAUUAUUGAAAACGACAAUUGCCCCUACAAACAAAACAGCAACCAGUUGGAUUCAGAUGGGGAUGGCGUUGGAGACGCAUGUGAUAACUGUCCACUUAAUUCUAAUGUUGGACAGGUACGUAUCUUUCUGUCUUUUUGUUGUUGAACAACGGAACUGUCUUUAAAGCCUGAGCUAAAUUUCAGAAUACCCGUCCACAUAAUUGGAGAUUAUCUCUGUGGCUGGUCCCUGCCCGAAUUGUAUGUAAAUUUUGUAACGUAUUAGUCUUAUUUACGUCUGUUAUGCUUGGCGAAUCUUGUAAAAUAAAAUAAAAUAAAACUACUUUGACAUAUUACACCUAUUAAUUCCUUGUAAACAUGGUGAAAUGAGAAAAGAAUGCCAAUUUCAAAUGCUUCGUUCUUCAAAGACUCCGGCAUUGAACAACAAGCAACAUAUUCUUGGAAUUUUAUCUUUAAAUUUUAAUUAUGAACUGUUUUGAAAUAAUCUUUUAAUUCAUUUAACAAGCUAUCAAAAGUGGACGGGUUAUUCUGCAAUCACUCCAAAGUCUGGUUUACACUAUCAAAGUUUCUGUGACAACUGAGUAGGAAUUUUGCAUCGGUAAAUUCUAGAGGCCUCGGACACUUCUUACAAAAUCCUUCAAAAUUUAGAAUUUACCUAUGCAAAAUUCCCACUGUGAUCACAGAAACUUUGAUAGUGUAAACCAGACUUAAAAAACCUUUCAAACUCUCUGUUAUGUUUGCUUUCGAACGCCUUUUUUUAUUUGCCUAUCAUUGUUUUAAACUUUAUUUUAGGAAGACGUUGACCAAGAUUUAGUUGGCGAUGAAUGCGAUUCAAAUGUAGACAGGUAUUGAGAUUUUGAUUCGCUCAAUUUCUGGAAGUUGUACAUUCCGUAUCGGAUAGGUGCUUUUUCGCGCCACUACGGAAAGCUAUCUGGUAUAAUGUAAACGUAGCCUGAGUGUCUAACUUUCAUUUGCAGAGACACGGAUGGCGUAAAUGACAAUUAUGAUAAUUGUGUUAGCGUGAUUAACCCGGGACAACUCGAUACAGAUGGGGAUGGAAUAGGUAAGAAAUGGAUGUCCACCUACAACCAACACAUCCAAAUCUGAGAGGUGAAAGACGUCAAGAAUUGUGCAACAAAAAAUAAAAUUCAAUUACUGCAGGACAACAUGAUAAACUAACGCACCCAGGAGUUGCUACACAUUUUCGCAAUCAUUCUUCUGCAGGAGACGAAUGCGACCCAGACGACGACAAUGACGGUGUUGCUGAUGAAACAGAUAACUGCAGAUUAACGGCAAACGCAGAUCAGGAGGUCGACCCUUUGUGUAAGUACUGCAUGUUUCUCUUCAGGCCCGUAUUAGAGGUGUCUGUAUUACAGAUGUGUCGGGAUUAGAUACGGUAUUUUAGAGAUAUGUCCGUAUUAGAGAGGUGUCGGUAUUAGAGGCCGUAUUAGAGAGGUGUUCGUAUUAGAGAGGUAUCGGUAUUAGAGGCCGUAUUAGAGAGAUGUCGGUAUUAGAGGCCGUAUUAGAGAGAUGUUCGUAUUAGAGAGGUGUCGGUAUUAGAGGCCGUAUUAGAGAGGUGUCGGUAUUAGAGGCCGUAUUAGAGAGAUGUUCGUAUUAGAGAGGUGUCGGUAUUAGAGGCCGUAUUAGAGAGGUGUCGGUAUUAGAGGCCAUAUUAGAGAGAUGUUCGUAUUAGAGAGGUGUCGGUAUUAGAGGCCGUAUUAGAGAGGUGUCGGUAUUAGAGGCCGUAUUAGAGAGAUGUUCGUAUUAGAGAGGUGUUCGUUUUAGAUAGAUGUCGAUAUUGGAGAGGCUUCGGUAUUAGAGAGCUGUCCGUAUUAGAGAGAUGUUGAUAUUAGAGAGGUGUCCGUAUUAGAAAGGUGUCGGUGUACUACGUAUUAAGGAUUUAUCAAACGAAAGGUGUACUACGUAUUAUGAAGUGUCAGUAUUAAAGAGGUAUCUACAUUAGAAAUAUGUCCAUAUUAGUUAGGUGUCUGUAUUAGAGAAAUUUCCAUAUAAGACAGAGCCUGAAAUAAUUUUAAAAUUUGUCCGGAAAAACUUCCGAUCAAAACGAAAUUUGACCGGAAAUUUACAAAAUUGACCGGAAUUUUUUUUAGUUUAGUUUGACCAAGUUAUAGUGAAUAAUAAUUUAAUCACGCCCGCCGACGCUGUUUUUAUCUUGACCCGACAACACCACGCUGUAAACCACCAUCUUGUUUAUUAGGCUCGUGAACUAUACUUUCCAGUUGAUUACUUUAUAUUAGCCUAAUAUAGAUAAUCCAAACUUACAGAUGGUACUCACUGUGCUGAGCGCCGACCCGAUCAUUAAGAAAACAUUUUUCUUUUUCUCAAAAUUUGGCCGGACAAAAUUUCCGAUCAUUUCAGCAUUUGAUCGGAAAAAUCGGAAUUUGGUCGGAAAACCGCCGGCCGUUAUUUCAGGCUCUUAAAGAGAGGUGUCAGUAUAAACAGGUGUCAGUCUUAAUUAAAAGAUGUACCCGCAUUAGAGAGGUUAGACUGUUAUCUUGACCUAAUUAGAGAACAAAUUAUUUUACAGCACCAAAAUAUGGACUAGCUUGUAAAGAUGAUUAUGAUGGCGACUCUAUAGCCAACAACCUGGACAGCUGCCCUGAAAACAAAGAUUACUCGGCAGUCAGUUUCUACGAGUAUCAAACUAUC